AUGCCUCCUUCAGUUGAAAAGAAGUUCAUAGAGCCUGCAAAUGAUAUUGAGGAAGACAAAAAAAAUUUAUGGUCACAAAUACUGAAUGAGGUUCAAAAACAUGGAAAUCCCAAGCUCUCUCCUCAUAAACAAAUACUUGUACUUGGUGAUAAUGAAUCUGGAAAAACUACAAUGGUGGCCAAAUUGCAGGGUAUUGAGAACUCUAGUAAAGGAUCUGGGCUUGAAUAUGCCUACAUCGAUGUUCGAGAUGAUUAUCGCGAUGACCACACACGUUUGAGUGUUUGGGUACUAGAUGGUGAUCCAGCUCAUUCUGAUUUACUCAGAUUCGCCCUGAACGAAGAAACAUUCCAGGAAACUUUAGUAAUACUCGCUGUAUCUAUGACAACGCCAUGGGGCAUUCUUGAGCAGCUCCAACAUUGGGCGUCAGUCCUCGCAGACCAUCUGGAUAAGCUAAAGUUAGAGGUAGAUCUGAGACAGAGCCGUCGACAGAAUUUGAUUAAAUUGUGGUUGGAUUAUGUGGAACCUGGCGAUGAGCUGGAUCCGGCUUCGCCGAUGAAAAGGAGCUCCAGGAAUUUUGGGGAUGAGGAAGAAUUCGAUGGGUCUCCAUUAUCAGAAGGAACAUUAACCAACAACUUGGGAUUGGAUAUCGUCGUUGUGGUAACGAAAACGGACUAUAUUCAAAAUUUAGAAAAAGAACAGGACUACCGCGACGAACACUUGGACUUUAUGCAGCAGUGGAUCAGGCGCUUCUGUCUCCAAUACGGAGCAGCCCUAUUCUACACCAGUGCCAAAGAAGACAAGAACUGCGACUUGCUCUACAAAUAUCUUACUCAUCGCAUUUACGGUUUUCCGUUCCAUACUCCGGCUUUGGUGGUGGAAAAAGACGCGGUUUUCAUACCUGCCGGUUGGGAUAACAUGAAGAAAAUCAGCAUCCUGUAUGAGAACAUGCAUUCUUGCAAGCCAGACGACUAUUAUCGUGACGUCAUCGUGCAGCCUGUCACCAGGAAAACUGUUAACAGGGAAACGGAAAUUUUGGCCGAGGAUGAACAGGCCUUCUUGACCAGGCAGCAACAGAUUUCUUUCGGCGGGGGACCGCCAGCUAUCAGAUUAGGGGAGUCGCCUAUCAGACCACCACUUGGAGGAAUUCAAGGCUCUCCGCGGAAACUGGACGGCUCGAAAGUGGUGAGCUCCCCGGGCGGCGAAGGUGUCCUAGCCAACUUUUUCAACUCCUUGCUGCUCAAGAAGACCGGCAGUCCCGGCAGCAGCAUGCUAGGCACCAAGUCGGGGAGCGAGAGUUUGCCGGACAAGGUGGCGAUGAGGACCGACGCGGCCGCAGAACUGGACAGAUUGUCCAGGGGAGGAGUGAAGAAACCGCCGAAUGGCGGCAGCGGAGCUGGGAGCAUCGAUUUCAAUGCUUCGGACUGUUGAGGAUUUG
Phaedon cochleariae (mustard beetle) is the source of this 1435-nucleotide messenger RNA. The record is from the annotation of a GenBank genome assembly. Lineage: Eukaryota; Metazoa; Arthropoda; Insecta; Coleoptera; Chrysomelidae.